AUGACUGGUUCUAAACCAGGAGGAAAUCCUGAGUCAAGCAAAGAGGGGAGGGAUUCAACCAAUGAAGGGGGUUCAUUUGAGAAACGGGUGCUAUAUUUUUGGUUGCGUUCUGGGCUUGCAGAUGUUUUGAACGACGCCGUUUUCGACGAGGACCACGAUGAGAUGGUCAUUGUAAAGGACAUUGAGAUGUUUUCAAUGUGCGAGCAUCACUUGGUGCCUUUCAUGGGUAAAGUUUCCGUGGGUUACUUACCCAACAAGAAAAUUCUAGGGCUGUCCAAGGUUGCUCGCAUCGUGGAAGUCUUCAGCAGGCGCCUCCAGGUUCAGGAGAGAUUGACCAAACAGAUUGCCCAAGCACUGACACAAGCUGUUGAGCCUGCUGGGGUUGGAGUUGUUAUUGAAGCUGCACACAUGUGCAUGGUGAUGCGGGGAGUUCAGAAGCUGAACAGCAAAACCACGACUUCCUGUAUGCUUGGAGUGUUCAGAGACGACCCUCGUACCCGUGAAGAAUUCCUGACUCUCAUUCGCAAGUAGAAGGGGUUCACACAAUCACGCUUCUACAAAAAACGUCAUGGAACCAGCAUGAGAUUUAAAAGACAACAAAAAAUCAAGAAAUGUAUGUGGCCAACGCAUAAAUAUAAGCGAAACAGGGCUUUGACCACUUAUUGACGGAUUAUUCAGCGCAAAAAGAUUUUUUCAGUUUCGGACUGCUUUUCCUCCAAUGUCUGCAACGUAUACAAUACUUCCAUUUUCGAUACAGUGAAAAAAAAAGAAAUUAUUUUUGUUUUAAUAUUUAAAAAACGAACAGUGUGGCCUAAUUUUUUUAUAUAUGGAGCAACUCUGCAACAAUCCAUAUUUUACAAAAUUAACCCAACAUUCCAGUUUAAUAUACGUCAAUUUAAUGUUGAGUAAUAUUUGGAUCGAUAGAUAACAUGGACAUAUUUUCUGUCAUUUUUGGAUGUCCGCGGUUGUGCCGGUGUUUCUUCUUCUUUUUUUUUGCAAGACUGUUGCACUGUCGUGUGUAAAUUGUUGUGCCAUUUUACGGGAAAUUGUAUCAAAAAUGAGAGUUGAAGGUACUGAUUGAAAUAGAGAACAUUUCAUGACUCACGCCUCGGAAAA
This is a messenger RNA of Notodromas monacha, 1116 nucleotides long. The record is from the annotation of a GenBank genome assembly. Lineage: Eukaryota; Metazoa; Arthropoda; Ostracoda; Podocopida; Cyprididae.